AUGUUUGCAGGACAGCUACACCCUGCUCCAAGUCACUCCCACUCCACCUCACAUCGGCUAACCUCGCCUCGCUUCUCCCCUUCCACGUCCCAUCUCCCAACCUGCUCACCUCUCGACCGUUCCAGCUCCCUGUUUUGGCUUCCCACCUCCAAACUCAUCCGCACCACUUCCCAUCCUCUCAGCCUCUUCGCCCCAGACAUGCCAACGAAGUCAGCCAGUCCGGGCAGAACAGCUCAAGCCGCUGGGAAAGUGUAA
Molecule: messenger RNA, 255 nt
Organism: Protopolystoma xenopodis
Lineage: Eukaryota; Metazoa; Platyhelminthes; Monogenea; Polystomatidea; Polystomatidae
Source: the annotation of a GenBank genome assembly